Messenger RNA from Pimephales promelas (fathead minnow), 3330 nucleotides. NCBI's taxonomy places the organism in Eukaryota, Metazoa, Chordata, Actinopteri, Cypriniformes, Leuciscidae. The record is from RefSeq and is a predicted model, not a curated record.
UACAGUCAUGACUCUAAACCUUCUGAAGUCCUCAACACGUUGAAAUCAAAUCUGAGACAGAAGUUUGAGUUUGUGUGUGAGGGAAUAUCAAAGCAGGGAAACCCAACACUCCUGAAUGAGAUCUACACAGAGCUCUACAUCACAGAGAGUGGAAGUGGAGAGAUCAGUAAUGAGCAUGAGGUGAGACAGAUUGAGACACUGUCCAGGAGAGCAGAAACAGAGGACACACCGAUCAAAUGCAAUGACAUCUUUAGACCUUUAUCUGGACAAGACAAACACAUCAGAACUGUGCUGACAAAGGGAGUCGCUGGCAUUGGGAAAACAGUCUCUGUGCAGAAGCUCAUCCUGGACUGGGCUGAAGGGAAAGAGAAUCAGGACGUCCAGCUCAUAUUUCCACUGGCUUUCAGAGAGCUCAACUUGAUGAAGGACAAAACACUCAGUCUUUCAGAUCUUCUUCAUCGCUUCUUCCCUGAAACCAGAGAAAUGGCCAUAUCCAGUGAUGAGUAUAAAGUGCUGUUCAUCUUUGAUGGUCUAGAUGAGUGUCGUCUGUCUCUGGAUUUUCAGAGCGAUGUGAGGUUGUGUGAUGUGACUGAAUCAGCCUCAGUGGACGAGCUGCUGACGAACCUCAUUGUGGGGAAUCUGCUUCCCUCGUCUCUCAUCUGGAUCACCUCCAGACCAGCAGCAGCGGAUCUCGUCCCCUAUGAGUGUGUCCAUCGAGUGACAGAGGUACGAGGCUUCAGUCACAUACAGAAGAAGCAAUACUUCAGGAAGAGGAUCAGUGAUCAGAGUCUGGCCGACAGGAUCAUCUCACACCUGAAGUCCUCAAGGAGCCUCUUAAUUAUGUGCCACAUCCCAGUGUUCUGCUGGAUCUCAGCCACUGUUCUAGAGGAGAUGUGCAGUGAAGCAGAGACAGGAGAGAUUCCCAACACUCUCACUCAAAUGUACACACACUUCCUGCUCAUUCAGACCAACAUCAAACAUGAGAAGGACUAUGAGAAGAGAGUGAAAGAUAAAGACAUGAUCCUCAAACUGGGGGAACUGGCGUAUCGGCAGCUUGUGAAAGGCAACCUGAUCUUCUAUGAGGAAGACCUGAGCGAGUGUGGCAUUGAUGUGGCAGAAGCAUCAGUUUACUCAGGAUUGUGCACUCAGAUAUUCAGAGAGGAGUUGGGCUUGUGUCUGGGGAAAGUCUUCUGCUUUGUUCAUCUGACCAUUCAGGAACAUCUAGCAGCUCUAUAUGUGCAUAUCUCCUUUAUCAACAAUAACAUCAAUGUGUUUGACCAGAUUACCAAACCAACUAUUGGAGGCAAAGUGUCCCUAUCUGAUCUCCAUCAGAGAGCUGUAGAUGAGGCUUUACACAGUAGAAAUGGGCAUCUGGACCUUUUCCUUCGUUUCCUUCUGGGUCUAUCAGUGGAGUCUAAUCAGAGUCUCUUACAAGAACUAAAGACACAGACAGCAAACAGCUCUCACAACAAUGAGGAAACAGCCGACUAUAUUAAAGAGAAGAUCAGUGAGAAUCCCUCUCCAGAGAAAUACAUCAAUCUGUUUCACUGUCUGAAUGAACUGGGUGAUCUUUCACUAGUGAACGAAGCUAAACCUCAUAUGAACCGUAGAGGAUUACGUGCUGUGACACUCUCCUCGUCUCAGUGGUCAGCUGUAGUGUUUGUGUUGUUGUCCUCAAAGAAGGCACUGCAGGAGUUUGACCUGAAGAGAUUAAUUGGAGCCAGAGAUGAUCGUUCAAUUAGUGUCUCACAAAACACUGGAGAUGAAGUUCUUCAGAAGCUGAUACCUGUGGUUACAGCAACUAGAUCAGCUGUGUUGGAGAAUUGUGGAGUCACAGAUGAAGGUUGUGCUGCUCUGGCUUCAGCUCUGAGAUCAAACCCCUCACACCUGCGAACACUGAAUCUGUCUGAUAAUAAACUAGGAGACUCAGGAGUGAAGCUGCUCUCUGCUGGACUGGAGAAUCCUCUCUGUAAACUGAAGGAACUGUGGUUGGAUAAUUGUGGUGUCACAGAUGAAGGUUGUGUUGCUCUGGCUUCAGCUCUGAGAUCAAAUCCCUCACACCUGCGAGAAAUGGAUCUGUCAUAUAAUAAACUAGGAGACUCAGGAGUGAAGCUGCUCUCUGCUGGACUGGAGAAUCCUCUCUGUAAACUGGAGGAACUGUGGUUGGAGGAUUGUGGAGUCACAGAUGAAGGUUGUGUUGCUCUGGCUUCAGCUCUGAGAUCAAACCCAUCACACCUGAGAAAACUGAAUCUGUCUGGGAAUAAACUAGGAGACUCAGGAGUGAAGCAGCUGAAGGAUCUAAUUGAUGAUCCACAAUAUAGACUUGAGACUAUGAUGACAGUCUGAUCUUCUGCUGACCAUCUGAUGGUGAAUAAGGAUCCACUACAGAGACUCACAAUGAAUGAAUGAAUGAAUGAAUGAAUGAAUGAAUUUUAUUUCGAGCUAUAUAGUGACAUAUAACAAAGGCAAUAAGAAGCAUUUGGUUUUUGACAACAAAAAUUAGUCAAUUGCUUAAAACGGAGUGGGAAGAAGGCAAACUUAUUUAGACCCACCCUGGACUGUUACAGUUAAGGGAAAAACAGGAAAGAAAAACAAAGGUAGAUACUUCCUUAAUUGUGAACAUUAUCAUUCCUCGCAAUUACAACUUUUUAUAUAUGUAUGAAAAGAAAAAAACAAAGCAAAACAAAACAAAAACACCACAUCUCUUAAAUACACACUAUAUAUUACAACAGGUAAAUAGUUAUAGUAAUGCCAACGAUGGUAAUCCGAAAAUCUACACAGCCUAUGAAUACAUGAAAAAACAAAAACAAACAAAAAACACUGCAUAUCUUAACUGCAUAUUUGUGAACUGAAAUGGGGCAGUGCUUAUCAUAUAAACAGGGAUGUGAUUUUUCCAGAUUAAUCCGGAAUUCCGGAUUUUCCAACCUGAAAAUGUGACCUACGUGAAUCAUGCAGAUCUGUUAAAAAAAAGAAAAGAAAAAAAGAGGGUGACGGGUGUCGGCAGCCGGAGUGAAAAUGAGAGAAUAUGAGGACAUAACCCAUAACUGGCUGACGUGCGUACAGAAAGUUCCUUUCAAAGUAUCAACAAUGGCGUAUUUGCGUUCAGCCAGAGAUUGUCUAAUGCAUGCGGUCUGUGAAUCUCCAUAGGAAAUGAAUGACUUCCGGUCGUUUCGCAGCCGCCAGUGUGAAGGCGGCGUUAGUGUACAACGCGACAAAUACUCGCAGAGGAACGGCUACAUCAGUUCAGCGAGUUCACAAAAGUUAAUUUGCAUGUGCUUUAAAGCCUUGCCAGUUAAACAUGUCAUUCACUGCUGAUGCGCUGUUCUGAGC